Molecule: messenger RNA, 300 nt
Organism: Encephalitozoon cuniculi GB-M1
Lineage: Eukaryota; Fungi; Microsporidia; Unikaryonidae
Exons: 1
Coding region: 1-300 (99 amino acids)
Source: RefSeq, marked provisional
AUGGAUGCUUCCAGGCUGAGUUGCUAUUCAGAGUUUGUGAGUGUGCUGUCCUUCGUGCUUGUGGCUAUACUCACGCUAGUUUCAAUCUUCUGCACCCACUACGAGAUGUCUAGAGCAUUCAAGGCCACUGCAGUAAUGUUGCUGCUCCUUUCUGGGUAUCUUGCCCGGCGCAUAACAACGACGCUCUACUCCAGGGGCUACGCAUGCAUGUUAUAUACGCUUCUUCUUCAUGGAGCGCUGCUUUUUGUGCUUGUUCUUGGAGCAAGGAUAUCUUCUCGCAAACAGAGCCGGACCUCUUAG